AUGAGUUGGAGUGAUAUUUUCUACCCUGGAAAUCCUGAAAGAAGAGAGCAGCUUAUUCGCAAAAGUGAAGAUCUCAAAAACCUGAUGGAAAACAACUUCCGAGCCACCAACAAACUCAUCGCUGUUUUAAAUGAGCACUUAGGAUAUUCCUUCAGUAAUAUCACCCUGGAUGAGAAAGCUGAUGUUAAGCAUAACUGUGAUAUAUUAAUUAUGCGCAUACAUGAGAUCCAGGCUGCUGUGGAGAAGCUUGACCAGGAGCUGAAAGACAAGUUGGAACCAACCCUGUAUGAGAAACUGAAGAAAAUGGAUCUGAGACUGAACACCUCUGAGCACGCAAAAGUUGCAAAAGCUGUUAUUGGAGUUGCUGCAGUUGGAACUGGUGUUGCAGUUUCUUGGCUAAUGAAAAGUGGAAUGAUUCUGGAAAACAUCGUAUUGAAAUACGGUUUACUUACAUCAACGUUUGUUGCAAAUGUUGUUAUCGGGGUGGUGUUCUUGGGGAUUGGUAUGAUUGUUGAGGCUAUUAUGGGGAGCAUUGAGCGUGAUCAGCUUGAACAUGACCUGAAAGAGUAUGACAGCGCUUUGGAUAAAUUCAAACCAGCAUCUGAAGACUAUCAGGAUAGCAUAUUUGAAGUCAUGGCAGAUAUUAAAAGGAUGAAAAAGAAGUUGUAG
Molecule: messenger RNA, 669 nt
Organism: Triplophysa rosa
Lineage: Eukaryota; Metazoa; Chordata; Actinopteri; Cypriniformes; Nemacheilidae
Product: single-pass membrane and coiled-coil domain-containing protein 3-like
Exons: 1
Coding region: 1-669 (222 amino acids)
Source: RefSeq, a predicted model, not a curated record